AUGAACCAAGAUUUAUUUGAUAAUCCAUUUGGAAUUGCUCCACCCUCUGAUGAUUCUUAUACAGCGCUCUCAAAGUUUACAAAUGAAUUCGCAGAGGCGAUUCCCCAAGAUCGAUUUGAUUCAUUCAGAAGUAAACUGGCGAGCCUUCAUAAAGCAUCAAAUGAAAAGAUUAAUAGUCUCAGAGAAGACAUGAUCCAAGGACACAAUAAUCUCAGAGAAGACAUGAUCCAAGAGUCAGAUACAAAGUUUGGCAUCCUAGAAGGGCAGCUUGUGGUGUUAGAAAACAGUUUUCGAGUCAAUACGGGUAAUAUUACCUGA
Molecule: messenger RNA, 318 nt
Organism: Schizosaccharomyces osmophilus
Lineage: Eukaryota; Fungi; Ascomycota; Schizosaccharomycetes; Schizosaccharomycetales; Schizosaccharomycetaceae
Exons: 2
Coding region: 1-318 (105 amino acids)
Source: RefSeq, a predicted model, not a curated record